Molecule: messenger RNA, 1536 nt
Organism: Candidozyma haemuli
Lineage: Eukaryota; Fungi; Ascomycota; Pichiomycetes; Serinales; Metschnikowiaceae
Product: RTA1 domain-containing protein
Exons: 1
Coding region: 1-1536 (511 amino acids)
Cellular component (GO): plasma membrane; fungal-type vacuole
Source: RefSeq, a predicted model, not a curated record
AUGGCUACCACAAACCCGACUAUCACGUCGCUUACAUCGAUCAACCCUACUCACGCUCCGGGGCUUACAACGGCGCUUGCCAGCGCCACCCUGGCUUUCGCUGGUGCCACUCAAGAUGGUGAUCUUUAUCAGUACAGUAAACUGAUUGCUGCUGCCAGUAACUCCCUCGCUGUGAUCAGCGCUCAGGCUGUCAUGGCCACAGCUUCAGGUGCAGACAAGCUGCUGGCUUCAGAUGAGAUCAUGGCGGCUGCCACUGAGCUUGUCAAGAUUGCAUAUGAAGAUAACAUGUACCGUGCUGAUCUUAAUAUGGGUGCCAAUGUCUUCUUUUGUGUGGUGUUUGGCUUGCUCAUGAUCUUCCACUUUCUGGUGGCUGGAUACUUCCGUUACUGGUACUAUUUUGUGGUGCUUGGUGUUGGUAGUGGUCUUGAUUUCGGAGGCUACCUUGCUAGAUGUAUCAGUGCCACCGAUGAGACGUUGGUGGAUCCGUUCUUGGUCCAGAUCAUUGUCCUUACCAUUGCUCCAGCAUUCAUCAUGGCCGGUAUCUAUUAUAUGCUUGGUAGACAAUUGGUUUAUAUUGGCAGCGGAUAUUCAUGGCUUAAACCCAGGUGGUUUUCGUACAUCUAUAUCUCCUGUGAUGUCAUUUCCUUGGUGAUUCAGGCCAUUGGUGGUGGUAUGGCUGCUACCGCCUUGACUGCGAAUAAAGAUACCGAUGACGGAACCCAUAUUAUGGUUGCCGGUAUUGCUUUCCAGGUGGCUACCAUGUCGUCGUUCCUUAUCGUGGGCGGCAAUUUCGUAGCUCGCUCCUGGUUCAGGGCUCUGCCGGAGGUGAAGUUCUCUUUGGGUAACCUUUUCGCCCUUGCCUUUCACACUCCCCGUGGUAAGGAAUUGCAGAAGAAAUUGGAACCAAACUAUGAUCCAAAGUACGCUCACGUCAGAUCCAGAAAGUUAUUCCCAUUCAUCUUCACUGCCAUCUUUGCCGGUACUGUCCUCAUUUACAUCCGUUGUAUCUAUAGAUUGGUGGAACUUUCCGAGGGCUGGACCGGUUACACUAUCCGUCACGAAGCGUUCUUGUUCUGUCUUGAUGCUCUUAUGGUUUUCCUUACCUGUACUAUUUUUGUUCCAUUCCACCCAGGUUUCAUCUGGGGCCACUACCACCCAACACUUUCCUUCAGAAACAAGAAACAGCCAGAAAGCCACGACUUUGACGAUAACGAGAAGCUUUAUGGCGACUCCAACUCCAACUCUCAGUAUCAGAACCCUUCAGAAGGUUCUGCUGGUGAUGCUGAGAAGUUACAUAGAGGUGACGGCUCGUUAAAGAGUGGUGAAAGAACCCCUGAACACACCACCACCCAGUACGACAUUCCACAUGACGAAGAUGAGGUUCCCUACCAUGCCAGAACACAGGAUGCCUUUGCUGACGCUGAAGAGUAUACUCAGCAGCAAAGAGACCCAUAUGCUCUCCCACUAGAGUCUCCCGAAAGGAUUGCCAAGCCUCAGGAUUUUACCGCCCCAAGGGAUGGCACUCAGGCUCUUUAG